Peromyscus eremicus (cactus mouse) is the source of this 3484-nucleotide messenger RNA. It is a transcript of the gene Zbtb25, whose product is annotated as zinc finger and BTB domain containing 25. Gene Ontology annotation, molecular function: protein binding; RNA polymerase II cis-regulatory region sequence-specific DNA binding; DNA-binding transcription factor activity, RNA polymerase II-specific. The record is from RefSeq and is a predicted model, not a curated record. Bases 1949 to 3268 code for a protein of 439 amino acids. The transcript has 5 exons. NCBI's taxonomy places the organism in Eukaryota, Metazoa, Chordata, Mammalia, Rodentia, Cricetidae. Gene Ontology annotation, biological process: regulation of transcription by RNA polymerase II. Gene Ontology annotation, cellular component: nucleus.
GUAGGCUUGCCUGGCCUCAAACUCGAUUUGUAAUAGAGGGAGUCUUGAACUUCUGAUCUUCCUCCUUCCACCUUCCAAGUUCUGGAAUUACAGGCCUGCACCGCCAUACCUGGUUUACUAAGUGCUUGGGACCGAACCCAGGGCUUCCUGCAUGCUAGGUAAGCACUCUGUCAAUGAGCUACAACCCCAGCCUUGUAGAAGCUAUUUUUAGUAAAGUUCUCACUGACAUAGUAAAUUUUCAGGAACGAUUCAUUCUAUGGCCAAAUUUCUUAAAUGGUAAAUAACAGCUUUGAUCUGAUUACAUAAGGGUCUGUAAAUAUGCACAUAAAGCAGGGAUGGCACACAUCUUUAAUUCCAGUAGUUCCACACACAGCCAGGGGUAUACAAGGACAGGAAAGACAGACACACACACACACACACACACACACACACACACACACACACUAUCCCUCACAUGCCGUUUUCCAGAGUACACAGUCCACUUUCUAAAAGGAACAAAUAUUUCUAGGUUCUCUGUUUAACCAGUUGUAGAGAUUCCUAAAGAUAAAAGGGUUUUACUUUGAGCCAUAUAAGAGAAAAUGCAGAAAAAAAAAAUUAUUCACUAUUUAAACCAGGCAUUCUGGCUAGCUAUUAAAUUCAGUACUUAGUACAGGAAGUUCUGAAUUUAUAAUGGGAUAAUGUUCCAAAACGUAUUUUUAAGUUAUUUGGAACCUGAAACACACAUUCCCAUAGAAACAAUGCUAUAAAUGGCGGUUCAGUUUGCUGCUCACACCCAAGAGUCUGUGAAAGCCAUCACGUGCCCGUGUGAAUCCGAACAGUGCUGAAGUACUGCCCCUGUCAUGAGCACUCACUGAUCUAAGUGAGCCGCACUAUGGAACAGUGAUGCCCACUAUGCUGAGCCCUCAAGGACAGGGACACACUUAAAGGCCUUAGUGUUCUUGUGCCCAGCACAGUCUUCCCACAUGGCUGGCACUUAGCACAUGUUUGUUACGGGAGAAAAAAAAAGUUCUGGAAACAGGCACUGCUAGAUAUGGGUACCAGUUCUACCCGCUUGGUAGCUCCCUGGAAACCUUUCCAUCCCUUGUAUCCUCCUUCUCAACCAUCAAAGCAGGACAGUCACACCCAGCAAAGGGUUCUUGUAGAAACUAGGUAUGACAAUAUUUUGGGCAAUCUGGGUUUUUUUUUAUUUUGUUUUGUUUUUUAAGAUUUAUUUAUUUACUAUGUAUACAGCAUUCUGCCUGCACAUCAGAAGAGGGCACCAGACCUCAUUACAGAUAGUUGUAAGCCACCAUGUGGUUGCUGGGAAUUGAACUCAGGACUUCUGGAAGAGUAGCCAGUGCUCAUAACUGCUGAGCCAUCUCUCCAGCCCACAAUCCAGUACUUAAAGUUAAUGUCAUCAUACUGAACACAAUUUAUAAAAUCCCAUGAAAAAUCAAGUUCAACUUACUGUUCUGCAGAUGAGAACGCUCAGGAGUUAAAGCCACAUGCUCAGCACAUGGGGUCUCAGUGGCUGUCAGGGUCUCCAGCCUCCUGCCUAGGCUCUUCCCAUUGCUAAGAGCUCCGGGGACUUCUCUCCACUAAGCAUUGCCGAAAUACAGGAACUGUCUGCACUCCGGACAGCCUCACGCUGCCACUCUUCUGUUGUAGACUGUAGCUUGUUUGUUGGUUGGUGUUUCUGUUGCCUGGUCAAGCCAACAGCUGUCACUUCUAAAAGGACAAUGGAUAAUAAAUGUUACAACAAGUAACAUGAAUGAACCACUGCUGCAGUUCCAAAUGGAUCCCAGACAAGGAAUUCAUCCACACUGGAGGGAAAACAGGGAGUUUUGAAUGCUCUUUUCUCUCCAGUACAAGAGGAAAGGAACCCACACCAUCACAAAAAGGCACAGGGACAUCUCGGCAGUGGUUUCAGAGGCAAGGCUACCUACCCACUCCUUCCCAAUGAGCCACAAUGGAUACUGCCAGCCACAGCCUUGUCCUUCUGCAGCAGCUGAACAUGCAGCGAGAGUUUGGUUUUCUGUGCGACUGCACAGUUGCAAUUGGAGAUGUUUACUUCAAAGCCCACAGAGCAGUGCUUGCUGCUUUUUCCAACUAUUUCAAGAUGAUAUUUAUUCACCAAACAAGUGAAUGCAUAAAAAUACAACCAACUGACAUCCAGCCUGAUAUAUUCAGCUACUUGUUACAUAUUAUGUACACAGGAAAAGGGCCAAAACAGAUUGUGGAUCAUAGUCGUUUGGAGGAAGGGAUCCGAUUUCUCCAUGCUGACUACCUUUCCCACAUUGCAACUGAAAUGAAUCAAGUGUUCUCUCCAGAGACCGUGCAGACCUCAAAUCUGUACGGUAUUCAGAUUUCCACAACCCAGAAACCAGCUGUCAAACAAGGGCUGGAGAUCAAAGAGACUCCUCCCAGUAGCAGUGGAAACAGAGCUGCUGUCCAAAGUGACCACCCCCAGCUGCAGCUCUCUCUUGCGAUUGGCCUAGAUGACGGAAGUGCAGAGCAGCAGAGGGCCCAUCCUGCUGCCCAGGCCUUGGAGGAGCACCAGAAGCCCCCAGUGUCCAUCAAACAGGAGAGAUGUGAUCCGGAAUCUGGGAUCUCCCAGGGCCACUCCUCGUCCUCGUCAGAAGUGACUGGCCCCUCUUUUACAGAAAACAGUAUCAGGGUCCACUUGUGCCAUUACUGUGGGGAGCGUUUCGAAUCUCGUAGUAGCCUGAGACAGCACCUCCACACGCAUGUGUCUGGAUCUCUCCCGUUUGGUGUCCCUGCUUCCAUUUUGGAAAGUAAUGACCUUGGUGAAGUGCAUCCACUUAGUGAUGGCAGUGAGGCUCUUGAAUGCCGGAGGCUUAGCUCCUUCGUCAUCAAGGAGAAUGAGCAGCAGUCGCAGCCGCAGCCGGAGCACUCCAGCCGGGGUACUGCAGAGCCGUUACAGAUCAGUCAAGUAUCUUUGAUCUCCAAAGACACCGAGCCAGUAGAACUAAACUGUAAUUUUUCUUUUUCAAGAAAAAGAAAAAUCAGUUGUACCAUCUGUGGCCAUAAAUUUCUUCGAAAAAGCCAGUUACUGGAACACAUGUAUACACAUAAAGGUAAAUCUUACAGAUAUAACAGAUGCCAAAGGUUUGGAAAUUCAUUGGCCCAGAGGUUUCAGCAGUAUUGUGACAGCUGGCCUGAUGUCCCCCUGAAAAGUUCUCGAUUGUCACAAGAACAUUUAGACUUGCCUUGUGCCUUAGAGUCAGAGCUCACACAAGGGGGUGUGGACACCAUCCUUGUGGAGUAGCAGCUUCUCCUUUAGAAGUUUUAUACCAGUCUUGGAAAAGAUUCAUACACUACUUUUAAUUCAUAAAUUAUUUACCUUCUCAUGGUCUGUUGACUUAAAAUAAUCUGUCCCUGGUUUUGAGGUUGUACAUACCAGUUCUUAUAAGACAUGGAUAUUAAACAUGACUUUCAAAUUAUCCCAUAAGCUUUUUUAUAAAUUAUAAUUUGAAAACCAGAA